CAGAACAACGGAUCAUAACGGGAUGUUCUCUCGCCUCCGUUAUAAAACUAGAGAUAAGUCUAUUUUGAUUAAGUGGAAACAAUUAUCUUAUUCAAAUACUUCAUAUAGAAUGGCUUCAUCUGUUCAAGAAGAAGGCACACACGCUAAGCAAGUCUCCCUGAAACAAAAUGAGUUUAACGAUGGAAGGUUUCAACCGCAAUACUCAUGGGGGCUGUCCAUUAAGGAUUGGAUAAAGCAAGCCACAGUACCGAAAUAUUCUGAUGCAUUAGUUGAACACAAUUUACUUUCUAUGUUGCCAUUUUAUCCGGAAUCAGAUGGCAAAAGAAUAGCUACCGUGGUGAAUACGCCUAUCAGUAACGGUAACUACAUUCAUGAGCUAUACAUUGAAAACACGGAGAAGCCAAAAACAGUUACUGAAUCGGGUAAGGAACAGAUCAAGGAUGUUGUUCUUGUGCAUGGUUAUGCUGCAUCAUUGGGACUUUUUAUAGACAACUUCGAUGCCUUAUCUUCGAUUCCUGGAAUCAGAAUCCAUGCCAUUGAUCUUUUGGGCUUUGGAUUUUCGUCAAGACCUACAUUCCCCAAUUUUCCUUCUAAUACGAAGGCUGAGGUAGAAAAAGUGGAAGAUUGGUUUAUUGAUUCUCUUGAAGAGUGGCGACAAAACCGUAAGUUAGAUAAAUUCAUAUUGAUGGGACAUUCCUUUGGUGGCUAUUUAAGUUGUGCUUAUGCUUUGAAAUAUAACAAAAACCUCAUAGACGCAGCAACUGGUGCGACUCUCAAUCCAGUGGAAAAAUUGGUUCUUAUAAGUCCAGUUGGUCUUGAAAGAAACAAGUUUUCCGUAUUAAAUAACCCCACCAAUGAAAAAAAUUUGCAAGCUCCUGAUGUUCCAUUGACUAGGGAAAUGACUGAUAACCAAGAAGAUAUAAUUAAUAAUGAAAUUUCUCCAGAAUCUAAUAGAUUUGAAGAGGAACCACAAACGAAGGGCCAAAAACUCUUCCGCUAUCUCUGGAAGAACAAUUACUCUCCGUUUUCAAUUGUGAGAAAUAUGGGACCAAUUAAAUCAAAAUUGAUAUCUAGAUGGACAACUCAUAGAUUUGCCCAUAUCUAUCUUUCUAAUCCUCAACAAUUCUAUGCUAUGCAUGAUUACAUAUACAGAAUUUUUAAUGGAAAGGGUUCUGGUGAAUUUGCCAUCACUAGAGUAUUAGCUGUUGGUGCAUUGCCAAAAUUGCCAUUGUUAGAUAGAUGUCCACAGAAAUUUGCCGACAUGAAAUUACCAACAUUUUGGAUGUAUGGGGAUAAGGAUUGGAUGAAUGAAAAGGCAGGGUAUCAAAUGACGAGGGAGAUUAACCAAUUGGCUGGUUCAAGUUUAGCAAAGUACGCCAUUCUUCCUAAUGCGGGUCAUCAUUUAUAUUUGGAUAACCCAACUGCAUUUAGCAAGGAAAUUUUCAACUUUUUAGACUUUAAAAAAUAGCGUAUUUUCGAUAGAAAUUUAGAUUCAU
Molecule: messenger RNA, 1496 nt
Organism: [Candida] anglica
Lineage: Eukaryota; Fungi; Ascomycota; Pichiomycetes; Serinales; Debaryomycetaceae
Source: the annotation of a GenBank genome assembly